Oncorhynchus tshawytscha (Chinook salmon) is the source of this 1150-nucleotide messenger RNA. Its product is annotated as ras-related and estrogen-regulated growth inhibitor-like protein. The transcript has 6 exons. The coding region runs from base 264 to 890 and encodes 208 amino acids. Lineage: Eukaryota; Metazoa; Chordata; Actinopteri; Salmoniformes; Salmonidae. The record is from RefSeq and is a predicted model, not a curated record. Gene Ontology annotation, molecular function: GTP binding; GTPase activity.
AGCCUGAUUCUGUGAGUGGUGAACAGUGAGAAGCGAUGCUGUCUUGACUGUGGGCUAGCUAGCAGCAGACUGGUGGGUCUUCACAUCACAGAGAGGGGAGUGGUCUUUUGGACAGCUCAGACAUUUCCAUCAUUGACCGCAUCUGUUGUGGCUGAGCAGUUCUUACAAGCACAGUUGUAAUCCUGAUACCGCCUAACAUACAUGACAGCAGCAAGAAAGAGAGCUCAGCUAGUCCUUCUCAGCAGCUCACCUCGUCUGCAGACAUGAAUGACAUCAAGUUGGCUCUGCUGGGCAGCGAGGGAGCAGGGAAGUCAGCUGUUCUGGUAAGGUUCCUGACAAAACGUUUCAUUGGAGAGUAUGCCUCCAACGCCAACUCCUUAUACCGUAAAAGGCUCUCCAUCGAAGGAAGACUGUUACACUUGGAAGUAUUUGAUCCGUGUUCACAGAGUGGAGAGAGCAGAUGUAUCCUGGAAGAGCCGGUGGAGUGGGCCGAUGGAUUUAUCGUGGUGUACAACAUCAGUGACCGAACGUCCUUCCUCAACGCCCAAAACAUCCUAUGUCAGAUCAAAGAAGCCCGUGGAGAGAGCUGCAAGGGAGAGAUGGACAAGAUGGACAUCCCAAUCUGCCUGGUGGGGAACAAGCAGGACCUGUGCCACGCCCGUCAAGUGUUUGAGGAGGAGGGCCGUGCCUUGGCUCAGGAGCACAGAUGCCAUUUCCAGGAGGUUUCUGCAGCAGAGGACUACCUGGAGAUAUCCAACCUCUUCACCAAGCUCAUCCGCCACGUCAUGGAUCACCUGAAGUACCGGGCCGACCUCCGCCGCUACAGUGGCUCUAAGUCCAUGGCCAAGCUCAUCAACAAUGUCUUCGGCAAGAGGAGGAAAUCUGUCUGAAGGUGGGGUGCUCAUGUGGACGUUGAUGCUAUGUUUGAUCGGGAUGACUUGUGUUUAUAUAGAUAUGUUGUGGACGCCUAGGUUGUUGAUUCUGAUGAACACUUCUUGGGACAGAGACAGCUCUGUAAGUAUGAAUGACAUAUGUCCUAGUUCAGACUUUACAGUGGUGGAAAAAGUACCCAAAUGUCAUACUUGAGUAGAAGUAAAGAUACCUUAAUAGAAAAGUAAAAGUGAAAGUCACCCAGUAAAAUACUACUUGA